Molecule: messenger RNA, 2636 nt
Organism: Esox lucius (northern pike)
Lineage: Eukaryota; Metazoa; Chordata; Actinopteri; Esociformes; Esocidae
Gene: ccdc167
Product: coiled-coil domain containing 167
Exons: 4
Coding region: 132-434 (100 amino acids)
Source: RefSeq, a predicted model, not a curated record
UGUUUCUUUGAUGUCGCUCACAAAACGCUGAGCUUGUUAGACGCAAGUCGUUUGGGUGUGUUUUAUAUUAAUUUAUAUGAAUCAUUAUUUAGCUAUACAUAUUUCAACAUCUAUGGUUUUGGCACAAAAAAAUGACCAAAUCCAAAGACAGGAGAGAGAAAGUCAGCGUUGCUAGAGAAAUUGAUCGUGUUGAGGAGCGACGGUUACAAUGUCAGGGCAGUAUGGAGAAGGCCGAGUUCCGACGGCGGCGCGAGGAUCUCUCAGAUCCGGACAGACAAGCACUGGAGGAUGAAAUGACGAUAAUGAAUGAGAGGGUGCAGAAAUAUGAUAAAGAGCUGGAGAUGUUGAGAGGGGAGAACAGGAGGAACAUGAUGCUCUCUGUGGCUGUAUUUGCUGUCAGUGCGCUUUUCUACUACGCCUUUAUGCACUACUGAAGAAUCAACUCUGUAAACAAGUAUACCCCUUGAAAGAUUUUGUAUUUUAAAAACAAUAUGUGCAUAUAUGGAUAUUUGAUUUUCAUUUCAUCACUAUUUACAGAUAAAGGUAACCUCAUUCACCAAGUAACACUACAGAAAUUACAUUUCAUUCACCAAACGGCUCUGGGAAUUUGAGUCGAAAAUGGAGUGUUUUGGCCGCUAUGUAAAACAUGGCAAAAACAACUCUGUGCCUCUAAACAGAAUCUCAUACAUACUGUUAAGCAUUGUGGAGGGAGUUUUAUGGUUUGAGGCUGUUUCACUGCCUCUGGUCCUGACUAGCUUGCCAUAAGUCAACCCUGAAAUCCGGAUUUUACUAGAGUAGAACAGGAGGCUGUUAAAAAGUUCAAACUGAAAUAGUAGUGCAAUUUUACAACAGAAUGGCUUGACAAAUGAGCAGUUGACAGUAAUGGAAUUGCAGUCAAAGCUCAAGACCAAAUCUAAUAGAAUCUCUGCAGUAAACAUGCACAAUCUGAACAGUUGAAUAAUACUUCACUAAAUUUGUUUUCAUAAUUUGAAGCUUUCAUUAUUAGGUUUACAUUAUCUGAAGUACUGAACAAGGUAAAACAUACCUAUGUAUAACUUCUCAGGGGAUAUACUUACUUGAUCAAUGAGCAAUGUAGCUUGUCUUAGCAUAUUUGACUGUGAUUUUAUAUCUUAAUCAGGACCAAAGACUGCUUUGGCAGCUAAGGACUAAAAAACUACUUCACAAAGGCAUUAAAGAAUGCGCUAAAGAUAUCUAUGCUCAUGGGUACCUAUGCUCAGUCAAGCUUUUGAGCUAAAAUUGCCUAAUUUGUUGAGCAACCACAACUUGGAGGUAGGAAUUCAUCCACACAAUUCUCAACACUGAGUCUAAGCUUUGUCUUUCUGUCAUACUGACAUCUGCCCUUUUAUUUUGAGAAAGUGUUCUUGUAAAAGAACUAGUGUGUUUAAAACGGCACCGAGUUGUAUAAUUUAUUUAAAUAUCAGCAUUACUCUUUUAGGACUUAAGAAUUAUGCUCAUUUGGGAUUGCCUAAUUCCAAAUGAUUAAGUGGAAUUUAAGAUUGUGUGCUCUAUAACCAUGACACAUAAUAGACUGGCUGGAUACAGACAUUAACCCUGAUAUAACCCUUGGCAAUUUACUACCAAUCUCAGGGGUGCCUUAUUACUAUUAUUAACUGGUUACCAACGCAAUUAGAACAGUUUAUUUUAGUCUUACCCAUAGUAUGUCUAAUACCACGGCAGUAUUCAGGGUUAAAACCACCUGAUUUGUAACCAACAUUUUUUACAGUUGUAAUUGUGUUAAUGACCGGUUUAUAAUAGCAAUACGCAUCUUAGGGUUUGUGUUGUAUUCCCAGUAGAGCAUAGCACUGCGUCAUACCACCAAACACCCCUUACUGUAGUAUUUUGGUCAUAAAUCCCAACUUAUAGCUUAUGUAUGGGGUGUAUAAUGUUGUUAUCCAUGUCUUAAUUCGUUCAAGUAUUUGGUGCUAAAAUCAUUCUCACUUUUGUUCUCCAGGAAUUGCAUUUUCUUAUUGUCUGACAGCCUGUGGAUCCAAAUAUAUUAAAUCCAUACGCAGGUUAUAGGCUAUAAUUGUGAUAUGACAAUUCUUGUUAUAUGCUGCAGAUGGGUAAUGGACUGUAAAUUCAGCAAGUUUUAACUCAUUUAUGAUUUGUCUUUAAAAGAAAUGGCAAUGCGUAUGGCCUGCAAUUUGGAUUGUGUUCCGGCUUAAACCAUUUACAAUAAAAAGUUUGAUACUAAUGCACAUAUGAAGGCCUACCUGCAAGUUUUGCGUCAUUUUUGAUAGUUAACCUAAGGCAACAAUACAAUUACAUAUUUGCAGCAAAUUGAUAAAUAUGACAUGCUUGGCAUUUAUAACCAUUCUCCUUUUGUCUUAACUAAGAAGUGUAAAUAAAGAAUGUCUCUCAAUCUGUUUUCUUGCUGAACAUUGCUACUCAGUAUUCUGUUGCUAUCAUGUUGUUUUUUUGUGGGAUACCAUAGUUGCACCGCUUCUGAAGUGAUUGUGCAAAGAACAACUAGGCCUAAGGGAAUGGUUUCUGGGGAGAACACAGUCUACUUUUUAUUACAUUAUUUUCAACAGGGACCAAACAAAGUACACCCCAUCCUUAAUAUUUCACAAAUAAAACAACUGGGAUAAGGGGAGCAAGGCAAUAAGAUGAAA